This is a messenger RNA of Zingiber officinale, 1763 nucleotides long. Its product is annotated as CBL-interacting protein kinase 1-like. The transcript has 14 exons. Gene Ontology annotation, molecular function: ATP binding; protein kinase activity. Lineage: Eukaryota; Viridiplantae; Streptophyta; Magnoliopsida; Zingiberales; Zingiberaceae. Gene Ontology annotation, biological process: signal transduction; protein phosphorylation. Bases 124 to 1485 code for a protein of 453 amino acids. The record is from RefSeq and is a predicted model, not a curated record.
UCCCGUCCCUUACUCGCGGCCCCUCUCCGUGAUUCGCCUCAAUCUCGGUCACUGAGCGUAUUGUUAUCGAUCGCCGCCGCCCGCCGGCCACUGCGGCCACGUCCCUCUGGAGGAAAUUAGAAUAUGAAGAAGGAUACAGAGGUGGUGCGGGUGGGGAAGUAUGAGAUCGGGCGGAUGCUCGGCGAGGGCAACUUCGCCAAGGUCAAGCUCGCCCGCCACGUCGAUUCCGGCCGCUGCUUCGCCGUCAAGAUCCUCGAGCGCAAGCGCGUCCUCGAUCUCCGAACCCACGACCAGAUUAAGAGGGAGAUUGCGACGCUGAAGCUGCUCAGGCAUCCAAAUGUUGUCAGAUUGUUUGAGGUCCUGGCAAGCAAGACAAAGAUUUACAUGGUUCUUGAAUAUGAAACUGGCGGUGAGCUUUUUGAUAGAAUUGAAUCCAAAGGAAGGCUUCCAGAACCUGAAGGGCGCAAACUUUUUCAGCAACUCAUUGAUGCUGUCAGCUAUUGCCAUGAGAAAGGUGUAUUCCACAGAGACUUAAAGCCAGAAAAUGUGCUUCUUGACACACAAGGAAACAUUAAAAUAUCUGACUUUGGCUUAAGUGCUCUACCUCAACAAUUUGGGCAUGAUGGCUUAUUGCACACAACCUGUGGAAGUCCAAACUAUGUUGCCCCUGAGGUUAUUGCCAACAAAGGAUAUGAUGGUGCAACGGCAGACAUUUGGUCUUGUGGUGUAAUAUUGUAUGUCAUUCUUACUGGAUGCCUUCCGUUUGAUGAUACAAACCUUGCUGUUCUUUAUCAAAAAAUAUCAAAGGGUGAUGUCCAGAUUCCUAAAUGGCUAUCUUCGGGAGCCCGCAAUAUGAUAAGGAGAAUUCUCGAUCCAAAUCCUCAAACCAGGAUAAAUAUGACUCAAAUCAAAGAAGAUAAAUGGUUCAAGCAAGACUAUACUCCCGUUGAACCUGAAGAGGAUGAGGAAGACAUUGACUCUGAUGUUGAAUCUUUCUCAAUCAGAGAGGUUCCUGAAGCAGACAAACUUGGAGAUGCAUGCCAUCAUAUCAAUGCUUUUGAGCUAAUUGGAAUGUCAUCUUGCCUUGACCUCUCUGGGUUCUUUGAGGAAGAGGAUGCCUCCAGUAGAAAGAUCAGAUUCACCUCAAACUGUCAACCAGAAGAAUUGCUAAAUAAAAUUGAGGACAUUGUCACGUCAAUGGGACUUCAAGUACAGAGAGGACAUGGAAAGUUGAAGGUGAUGCAAAACUGUGAGAUUAAAACGAGUGUCAAGUCACUUUCAGCUGUUACUGAGGUGUUUGAACUUGGUCCAUCACUAUACGUUGUUGAACUAAGAAAAACUCAUGGAGAUUCUUCCAUGUAUCGGCAGCUUUGGGCAAAGCUUUCAGAUAGCUUGGGUGUUAGCAAAAGCCAAGAGGUUUUGGCAAACCAGUCAUUGAUGCCAGAGCUUAAAGGAUUAGAAGGAGAGAGUGCUGUGGCUGCCUGAAUACAUAUGUACCGGCUCAAGCCAAUGCUGAGCUUCUAGCCAAGACGGCGGCUGGAUCCAACGGUCGGGCAAUCGCUGGGCUUCUAAGUUCUGACAAAAAAAUAUGGAUGUGUGUUAUUGAAGAGAUCUGAAAUCUAUAUCCGUUAAUGCAGUAACAAUAUCCAUGAUUUAUAAUUUUAUUUGUAGAUUUUACUGCAUCUAUAUAGGUUCAAAUAAACUUGUAAGCAUCACGUAAAGUGAUAAACCUUUAAGACAUCUCUAGCGACUUUAUUCUAUUA